UGGUUUGGUUCCCUUUUUUGUUCAUGACCACUUCCAGAGAGCAGACACAGAACUUCACUGUGAAAAAUUCAGGUUCUACUACAGUGAUCGGUUUUUGUUGUAGAAUUCGGUGUGAUAAUGACCUGUAGAUACCUACUGAAAUUGUAAACAUGUUCUAAAAUCAGAUGAGCACCCAUGCUCCCGUUUACCUGAGCUGAUACUUGGUGGUACCUGAACAAAUAUCCUUCUAAAAAUGGUCUGAAAAACCCCCAAACCACUUCCGUAACAAGGCUUCAAAUGGUGACAACAGUGUCUUUCUGUUCCGUAGAAGAGAGGAUGUAGCUGGCAGGAAAUGUGUCAAAAGCAACAGGAAGACUUUGCUUCAACUGAAAUCCCCAGUAUGAGAGUGAAAAUGGUGAAGUGGAUAAGUUUAUUCUAGAGUGUGUUUUUUUUCCUGGGUAUUCAUAGGAAACACGGGGAAUAGUUUAGUGUGUGUUAUACAGCCUAAGCCUUUCAGGUUUUUUUAAUAGGAAAUAUUUUCCCAGAAGGAUUUUGUUACAUCUCAAACAUCCCAGAUGAGGAGAGCACUUAUCUAUGUGCAGUGUCAGCCCUUGUGUGCUGGGAAGUGAUUUCUGUAGUAAAUAACCUUUAAGCAGACUAGGGUGUGCUUACUAUGCCACUUGCACGAAUUGGUCCUGCAGUGGGGAAGUGCUUGUUUUUAGUGGAGUUGGUAAAAUAGGAGGUUUUUUUAAACUUUUCAGUGCAACAUUUCAGCAAAAAGGUAUUCUUGAGAGGUAAGCAUCGAACUUAAAAUGAAGCUGACUUUCUUUUUCGUGGACACUUCCUCAGAAUGCAGAUGUUUUUCACUUUCCUGAGGUUUUUAAAAUGCAAAAAAAAAGUGAAGUUGCUCCACUUCCACAUUUGUGUAGCCCCAGCUGUGAAUGGCACUUGAGCUUUCCCUAGUUGGACUGAUUCUUCGCACAAAGCAAGUGGUUUACCUGCAGGGGCAACACCUUGUGACUCUUCAACGUGCAGGUGGGCAGCUGCUCCAUGGUCCAAGCUUCCCUUACUGUUCUUUAGUGUUUGGAGAGAAUGGGAGUGAGAUCCUCAAAAGUAAAUGCAGUUACACCAGAACCCACUGCCACCACUAUUACUGUACGUACCACUGCAUACACCUCUGCAGCUGUCUUCAAUGCCAUGAAACACUCUACAUAUCACUAGCCUUUAUCUCUGGUGUCCUGGUGGCUGUUCUGGUUUUUGCAGUCAUCCACCUCUUCAGAAAAAAGUGUAAGAGAUCCCACCAGACCUUACAAGAUCAAGUUCCCCUCCCAGCAGUGACUGAGGAAUCUGCUAAGAACAUCCAGAGUGAUGUUGCCUACGCCUCUCUGGUCUUCCAGCAGAGUGGGGCACCAGCAGCUGUGUGAUGAUGGAGCUUCUAGUGAAACGAAGACACCUGCACUUUCUGAACAUCAGAUGCUGCCAGAACAUUAUAUCAAGGCCUGUAGUGUGCUGGGAAAUACCGACACUGCUGUAUGUCUAACAUCAGCUCAUUUUAUAGUUACCAGGGGAAACUAAUGUCUCCUAUUCCAAACUUCUUGGUGGUUGUGGACAAAUUGCUUUUUAUACCCUAUUUCCCAAUCUCUAGAAAUCUCACUGCACUUGUAAAGUUCCCAUUUAUGUCUUUGCUGUUGCUUUGAAUGACCAAUGGAAAUGGAAAUGUUACUCUGUGUCCAUUCAUGUCUGUGCCUUUGUGUUUCCCUUUUCUGUCACCGACUAUGUUUUCCUUGGCUUUUAAUUGCCAAGUGAGUUAUUUUCUGCUUCCUGAAGUUAUGAUAACAAAAUGUUUGUAUGCAAAUAUCUGCUUCCCAGUUGGGUCAUGUAAAAAGAAAUGCACA
This is a messenger RNA of Pezoporus occidentalis (night parrot), 1874 nucleotides long. Its product is annotated as transmembrane protein C1orf162 homolog. The coding region runs from base 921 to 1403 and encodes 160 amino acids. NCBI's taxonomy places the organism in Eukaryota, Metazoa, Chordata, Aves, Psittaciformes, Psittacidae. The transcript is spliced from 6 exons. The record is from RefSeq and is a predicted model, not a curated record.